Messenger RNA from Sceloporus undulatus (fence lizard), 2140 nucleotides. It is a transcript of the gene SLC61A1, whose product is annotated as major facilitator superfamily domain containing 5. The record is from RefSeq and is a predicted model, not a curated record. Gene Ontology annotation, molecular function: molybdate ion transmembrane transporter activity. NCBI's taxonomy places the organism in Eukaryota, Metazoa, Chordata, Lepidosauria, Squamata, Phrynosomatidae. Gene Ontology annotation, biological process: molybdate ion transport. Gene Ontology annotation, cellular component: membrane. The coding region runs from base 313 to 1671 and encodes 452 amino acids. The transcript is spliced from 3 exons.
UCGGCGUCACGUGACGGGCGGCAUGGUGGCGUUCCUCUCUCAGGCUGGGAAACCUGGCCAGGCGGAACCGGAAGCGAGGCGGCAGUGUUGGAUGUGGAGCGUGAGUGGGAAGAGAGCAGAGAGAGAGAGUGGUCCUGAGAAGAUUUUCUCUCAGAUUUCCAAGAGAGCCAGGGUGGUGUAGAAAUGUGAGUCUUGGACUAAGACUCUGGGACACCACGGUUCAAAUCCCUACCCAGCAAAGGAAACCCACUGGGUAACCUUAGGUACGUUGGGAGUUGAUCUCAGGAGAUGCGCAUGAUGAUUUGAAGCACCAUGCUGAUUGCUGCCUAUGUCGCUUUUGCUUUCCUCCUGGUGAUAUGCAUCAGCUUAGAGUUUUCUGCCUGCCGCUCCAAGCUCACUGGCAGGUCUUGCUCCAACCCAGCCUUCUUGCGGUUCCAGCUAGACUAUUACCAGGUCUACUUCUUGGCUCUUGCAGCUGAUUGGUUACAAGGACCAUAUCUUUACAAACUCUACCAGCACUAUCACUUCUUGGAAGCCCAGAUUGCCAUCAUCUAUGUCUGUGGCUUUGCCUCAAGUGUGCUGUUUGGGCUAGUCUCCACUUCCUUGGUGGACCGCUUGGGCCGUAAGAAAUCUUGCAUCCUCUUCUCUUUGACCUACUCCAUCUGUUGCCUCACUAAACUCUCCUGGGAUUAUUUUGUGCUCAUUGUAGGAAGGAUAUUAGGUGGCCUCUCCACUGCCCUUUUGUUCUCUGCCUUUGAGGCAUGGUACAUGCAUGAGCAUGUGGAGCACCAUGACUUCCCAGCCGAGUGGAUCCCAGCCACCUUUUCCAAGGCAGCUUUCUGGAACAGCAUCAUCGCUAUUGGAGCUGGAGUGGUAGCCAAUGUCUUUGCCGAAUGGCUAGGCUUGGGCCCUGUGGCCCCCUUCAUGGUCUCCAUUCCCUUCCUCAUGCUGGCUGGUGUUCUGGCUAUGAAGAACUGGGAUGAAAAUUAUGGCAAGAAGAGGGCCCUGUCGAGGACUUGUACAGAUGGCUUGAAGUGCCUCCUCUCUGACCGCCGUGUUCUACUCCUGGGUACCAUCCAGGCCUUGUUUGAAAGUGUCAUCUACAUCUUCAUCUUCCUCUGGACUCCUGUCCUGGAUCCCUACAACCCACCUCUGGGCAUUGUCUUCUCCAGUUUCAUGGCAGCUAGCAUGGUGGGUUCAUCACUCUAUCGUGUUGCAACCUCCAAGAGGUAUCACCUCCAGCCCAUGCACAUCCUUUCCCUUUCAGUCCUGAUGGUUUUCUUCUCCCUCUUUAUGUUGACUUUCUCUACCAACCCUGGGCAAGAGAACCCUUCUGAAUCCUUCUUGGCCUUCCUGCUCAUUGAACUCUCCUGUGGGCUCUACUUCCCUUCGAUGGGUUUCCUUCGGCAGAAGGUGAUCCCUGAGAAGGACCAGGCAGGCGUCAUGCACUGGUUCCGUGUUCCACUGAACCUGCUGGCCUGCCUGGGCCUGCUCAUUCUCCAUGACAGUGACUACAAGACAGGCACCAGGAACAUGUUCACCAUCUGCUCCGUCAUGAUGUUAAUGGCCCUCUUGGCAGUUGUAAGCCUCUUCACUGUGGUCCGUAACAACACAGAGCUCCGGUUGCCCAGUCCAUCAGGUCAGACUGAGAGCCCUUCUCCUGAGCUCUGAUGGGAUGUGUUGGGGAGUGAUGCUCUGGCUCUAUCCAGCUAUCCAUACACAUCAUAGCACUGGAAAUGUAUAUAGGCAAGGACUCUGCAAAGAGAACCCUGCUGAGCCCUGUAUGUCUUUUUGGCACAAGAAUGGGGGUGCAGAAUAAAGACAGCCCACAUCAGUUUGAUUCAGUCUGUGGCAAGCAUAUUUUUCUUUUCUGCAACUUGGAGCUGACUGACUUUUUGAGACAUCUUGACCUCUAAUAGCAGAACUUGGGAAGUAGGAGGCUGCUUUCUACCACUUCAUCCUGGAUAGAUGGUGGCAGGUAAUGGGUUAAAAGGACACAGCCCUCUUUUUAAAAAAAUGAACAGGAAGGUUGUUUAAUUGAUCAUCCACUGUCAGUAUUGAACUACAUCACCUUGUCAGCCAAAUUAUAUGUUGUUGAACCUCCUGCUCUUUUACAAUAAAAAUAUACAUGUAACACUUC